UCUCUCUCUCUCUGUGCGUGUGUGCAUUCAGGGUUGAUCGUUCUUCUUGUUUCCUCUCUCUCUCUCCGUGUACUUGUAAUUUUGGUACAUGUAAAUACAUAUAUGCAUUUAGCCCUUUGAUCGAUCUUAUAUAUAUAUAUAUGAUAAUGAUGUAUAUGUAGAUAAAUCUUGUAUACAUCCAUCUGCAUAUUGGAUCCAUUGAUAAAAAAACCAGAUCCGCCAUCUACGAUCUCUUCAGAUGGCCCCAUCAACACUAAUCUUUUUGGGGCUUUUUAUGUUUUUGAUUCCUUUCCCAUAUUCCGAUCCCGUUUCGGCUUGCCCUAGGACCAAUACCUCUCUCCUCAACUUCACCUCACACUUCACCAUGGUACAGCAUCAGCUUCGCGGCAUUCUCUCCGUCAUUGAUGAUUGUUCUUUCCGUGUUUCCCAAUUUGAUAUGCUCUCUGGCUCCGACGUCCAUUGGUGGGGCGCCGCAGGGGAUAAUGUCCUAAAUCUCACCGCCGGCUUCCUCAUUUCAGAUUCUAACCUCAAUCACACUUAUCAAAAUGACACCUUUAUUGUUCCUUUGCGGAAAAAUGUGACCUGGGAUCAAAUUAAAGUUCUUGCAGUUUGGGAUGUCCCUACAGCUUCCAAUUUCGGCCACAUUUUGUUGAGUAAUUAUUCUGUGAAUGGCGGAGCGAAUUUCUCAGACCGUGAGCAACCAACCGUGUUUGAGAAUUGUAAAGUACUCUCUGAUAAUUAUAGGAUUAGGUGGAGUCUCAACGAGGAGGAUGCUGUGAUUGAUAUUGGUUUGGAGGCUGCAAUUGGAGUUCAGAAUUAUAUGGCUUUCGGGUGGGCUAACCCCAACGUUUCCAAUUCUUUGAUGGUAGGUGGUGAUGUGGCGAUCACAGGGUUUGAGGGGGAUGGACUGCCCUUUGCGCAUGAUUAUUUUAUAACCAAGUAUAGCGAGUGUAUGAUCAAUGAGGAUGGGACUGUUCAGGGGGUUUGUCCGGAUACUAUGUAUAAAUCUACCGAUCCCAUUGGGCUGGUGAACAAUACAAUCUUGGUUUAUGGGCAUAGGAAGGAUGGAGUAUCAUUCAUUAGGUAUAAGAGACCUCUCAAGUCUAAUGAUAGCAAUUUCGAUCUAGAAGUUGAUCCCACGGCAAACAUGACUGUGAUAUGGGCAAUAGGGCUGAUUAAGCCUCCUGAUAGCUUACGUCCUUUCUAUCUUCCUCAAAAUCACGGUGGGAGUUAUGGUCACUUGAGCCUCAACAUUUCCAACCACGUAAAUGAUUGUUUAGGACCAUUGGAUGCUAAAGAUAAGGAGGAUCAAGAUCUUGUCAUUGCGGAUAAAAAGGAGCCGCUUGUUAUAUCAACUGGUCCAGCGUUACAUUAUCCAAAUCCUCCAAAUCCUUCUAAAGUUCUUUAUAUCAACAAGAAAGAAGCUCCUCUUCUGAGGGUAGAGAGGGGUGUGCAAGUGAAGUUCUCAAUACAGGCUGGACAUGAUGUGGCAUUAUAUGUUACAUCUGAUCCCAUUGGUGGGAAUGCAACUUUGAGAAACAUGACAGAGACGAUAUAUUUUGGGGGUCCAGAAGCGGAAGGUGUACAAGCCAGCCCUACAGAAUUGACCUGGGCUCCUGACAGAAAUACACCGGAUCUUGUUUACUACCAGUCUCUUUAUGUACCAAAGAUGGGCUGGAAAGUUCAAGUGGUCGAUGGAGGUUUGCCAGAUAUGUAUAACAAUAGUGUUUCUUUGGAUGAUCAGCAAGUUAUGCUAUUCUGGACACUAUCAGAUAACUCAAUAUCUAUUGCAGCUCGGGGUGAGAAGAAAAGUGGUUAUCUGGCAAUUGGAUUUGGUCGUGGGAUGAUAAACAGCUAUGCUUAUGUGGGUUGGGUUGAUGACAGCGGUAAAGGAAGGGUGAGCACCUAUUGGAUUGAUGGAAGGGAUGCUUUAAAUGUGCAUCCGACAAAGGAGAAUCUGACAUACGUGAGAUGCAAAUCUGAAAAUGGCAUCAUUACAUUGGAAUUCACCCGGCCUCUAAAACCAUCUUGUGACCUGAAUGAAAGGCCAGAAUGCAACAACAUUGUCGAUCCUUCAACUCCAUUGAAGGUUAUCUGGGCCAUGGGUGCUCAAUGGUCCGAUGACCAUUUGAGUGUGAGAAACAUGCAUUUUGCAACAAGCAAGAGACCAAUGAGUGUGCUGCUAAUGCGUGGUUCUGCAGAAGCAGAGGAGGACUUGAGACCUGUUUUAGCUGUGCAUGGGUUUAUGAUGUUUCUUGCAUGGGGUAUUCUGUUGCCUGCUGGAGUACUUGCAGCUAGAUACUUGAAGCAUGUGAAGGAUGACAGUUGGUAUAGGAUUCAUGUGUACCUGCAAUACUCGGGUUUAGCUAUUGUUUUCCUAGGGUUUUUAUUUGCUGUUGCUGAACUACGGGGCCUGACUCUGGACUCAGUGCAUGUGAAGUUUGGAAUGCUGGCAAUAUUGCUGGCAGUAGCACAACCGAUGAAUGCAUACUUAAGACCAAAGAAGGCUGCCAUUGGAGAGGAGUCUUCUCGAAAGAGAAUUGUAUGGGAAUAUACUCACAUUAUAACUGGGAGAUGUGCUCUAGUGGUUGGAUUUGCAGCUCUUAUAAGUGGGUUGAAACAUUUGGGAGAUAGGUAUGGGGAUGAAAACGUUCAUGGACUAAGCUGGGCUCUGAUAGUUUGGUUCUUGAUAGGUGCUUUGAUUGUAAUGUAUUUGGAGUAUCGUGAGACUAGUAUGAGUCGAGGCAGAGUAGCUGGAAGAAGCAAUUGGGUGUUGGGUAAUGGUGAAGAGGAGGAUAUUGACCUUUUGAGACAAAGUCGGCCAAUGACAGAUAAAGAAUCGUAUUCGUCAGAAAGAAUGGAGGUUCAGCUAGAACCCUUGAGCAGAUAGAGUUACAGCAGCAGCUAAGGUGGUUGGUCACUUAUAUAUAUUAUAUAUAUGAUAGUUAUCUGUAGUGUUUUGGUAUACAAGUUGAUGAGCAUAUAGAUACAUUCUGAGAGUUUUGAGGUUUCAUCCUCGUGUUAAGAACACUCAUUCCAUGUUUUUGGUCCUGGAGAGCACGAAUAGUCUGCGGCGCCGAUCAUGUAUACUAGGUAAAUCCAUUAACAUAUUGAAAGCACAUCAUUAUUCAUUUAUUCUU
Messenger RNA from Erythranthe guttata (spotted monkey flower), 3140 nucleotides. Its product is annotated as DOMON domain-containing protein / dopamine beta-monooxygenase N-terminal domain-containing protein. Lineage: Eukaryota; Viridiplantae; Streptophyta; Magnoliopsida; Lamiales; Phrymaceae. Gene Ontology annotation, biological process: cytochrome complex assembly. The record is from RefSeq and is a predicted model, not a curated record. Gene Ontology annotation, molecular function: heme binding.